CUUGAGAUGUUCCAAUCGGUGAGUCACAAUCAUGAAGGCCACGCUAUUACUAAUGCCUCAGAGGUUGAAGGAUUCAGCCGUCGUGAUCAUAGGGUCAGUGACAUCAUGGAACUUGCAAUUUGGGUUCCAUGGCGGUGGUACCCGAGGACUCGCUCACCUCCACAUUCGAUGUAAGAAGUGAAGGGCUUCCUGGAGCCUCAUUGUGUAUAAAAAGCGUAGAUAUCUCCUGUUUUCUUCCCUCAAAAUUUCUCCCUCAUCAGCCCAAUUUCACAGAGAUAUCUGCAAUACUUACUAUCAAAACAAACUUCACAACGACUUCAACAUGCUGGGUGCCUCUCCUAUGGCAGCUGCUCGCCGCACGGCGGUCGGAGCCUUGUUGCUCGCCUCUUGGGCAAAAGCAGACGUUCCACUAGGCUCGUCUUUUGGGAUUCCUGGUGACGACGCGAGUUACGACUAUGUUAUCGUUGGUGGAGGAAACACCGGUCUUGCUUUGGCUACUAGGCUCAUUGAGCAAAACGCUGGAAGUGUCGCGGUUGUGGAGGCGGGAACAUUCUACGAAAUCAGCAAUGGCAACCUCAGCCAGGUUCCAGGCACUGAUACUGCCUUCUCAUGGAAGAGCAUUCAUGAUUGGCAACCUUUAGUCGAUUGGGGCUACAUCACUGAACCACAAGCUGGCGGUUUCAACCAGACAAUGCACUACGCUCGUGGCAAGGUUCUUGGCGGCACCUCUGGCAGAAACUACAUGGUCUAUCAGCGUCCUACUGCGGACACUUUCCAAGAAUGGGCCGAUAUGGUCGGCGACCAGAGUUACGCAAUCGAUGGUUUUCUCCCCUUUUUCGAGAAGAGCAUGAAUUUUACGCCACCAAACAUGAACCUGCGUCCUUCGAACUCUACCCCUAAUUUUGACGAGAAGGUUGUGGGUAAUGGAAACGGACCCCUUUCCGUUACUUAUUCUAACUUCGCUACUGCUUUCGGCACAUGGACGACAAAGGCGUUUGAGCAAAUUGGAAUCCCUGGAAUUGAUGGCUUCAUGAGCGGAAAACUGCUUGGAAAUGCCUGGACUGCUUCUACUGUAAACGCCCAGAAUAUGAACAGGGAGUCUUCUGAAACCUCGUUCCUCCGCGCCGCCCUGGGACACCCUGACUAUACCAUUUACCCUCUGACUCUGGCUAAGAAGAUUGUCUUUAACGCCAACAAGAAGGCCACAGGCGUCAUGGUAGAUACGGAGGGGUUCAAGUAUACUCUUUCUGCCCGCAAGGAAGUCAUCCUCUCUGCUGGUGUUUUCGGCUCACCUCAGAUCCUCAUGGCUUCUGGUGUCGGACCAAAGAAGGCCCUGCAAUCUCUCAACAUCCCAGUCGUCGCGGACAGGCCUGGUGUUGGACAGGGUAUGCAAGACCAUGUGUUCUACGGCGUCUCAUACCGCGUCAAUGGCCCUACAUUCUCUGCUAUUGGUAAUGACCCUGAGUUUGCCGCAGAGCAGGCCAGGCUGUUUGACGAGAGUGCAAGCGGUAUCUAUACCAGCACUGGUGUGGAAGUCCUCGGUUGGGAGAAGACCCCUGAGGAACUGCAGACAAACUGGAGCAACCGCACUAAGGCUGCCUUGGCCGCUUACCCAGCUGACUGGCCCGAGCUAGAGUACAUCUCGAUCGCAGCGCUCCUUGGAAACUUCCAAGACUCAAGACACACUGACCCCCUCGAUGGUUUCAACUACGCCUCCCUUGCUGUCACGCUUGGCGCGCCGCGCUCCCGUGGAUCCGUGACCAUCACCUCUCCUGACACCGCCGUCCACCCUCAGAUCAACCCCAACUUCCUCACUGACCAGACUGACAUCGAUGUUAUGAUUGCCGGAUUCAAGCGUGCCCGUGAAUUCUACGCUUCCGACGCUAUGCAAAGCAUUGUCAUUGGCGACGAGUACUUCCCCGGCCCAUCAGUCCAAACCGAUGCUGAGAUUGAGGAGGCCAUCCGCAAAGACUUCAACACCGUCUGGCACGCAGCUUGCACAUGCGCCAUGGGCAAGAGCAGCGAUAAAAACGCUGUCGUCGACUCCCAGGCCCGCGUCAUGGGCGUAGACGGCUUACGUGUUGUCGACUUGUCCUCCUUCCCUCUCCUUCCUGCGGGACACCCUCAGUCCGUAGCUUAUGCCUUCGCCGAGAAGAUCGCCUGUGAGAUCUCAGGCAACUGUUAAAAUUCCAAACCUCGUUGUUUUCUUUGUUGAUAGAUCUAGAUACAUAGACUGUUGUGGGCCACCACUAGUUGGAGUUGUUGUCGUUGUUGUUCCUUCCCUAUACAUCCGGAUUUCCUUGGGUCUCCUCUUCUUCUCUCCUGUUUUAUUGACUCAAUGCCUUCAAGGAAAAACCCCCCUGGAAGCCAUGUUUCAAUAAUUCAGCCAGGUUUAAAUGUUAUUAUAGCAUGAACUAUCUUUAGUCAUCUCUUCCUUUUCGUCAAUAAGAAUCUGUUCUCUGUCAAUA
Molecule: messenger RNA, 2468 nt
Organism: Xylaria bambusicola
Lineage: Eukaryota; Fungi; Ascomycota; Sordariomycetes; Xylariales; Xylariaceae
Product: putative glucose-methanol-choline oxidoreductase
Exons: 3
Coding region: 323-2185 (620 amino acids)
Biological process (GO): secondary metabolite biosynthetic process
Molecular function (GO): oxidoreductase activity, acting on CH-OH group of donors; flavin adenine dinucleotide binding
Source: RefSeq, a predicted model, not a curated record